AUUAAACGGAGUAGACCAAAAUCCCAAACAAGGAAAUGGUGGGGGAAUAAAACGACCAGAUUAUUUAAUUAAUGCAUGUAAUAAUUAAAAAUGUAUAUUAUUGUAAUUUAAGAAAUAUUUAUGGGUUAAAAUGGAUUACGACUUCAAAACAAAGCUCGCGGCCGAACGAGAGAAGGUAGAAGAUCUGUUCGAAUAUGAAGGUUGCAAAGUGGGUCGAGGCACAUACGGGCACGUUUAUAAAGCUAAGCGCAAAGACGGGAAAGAUGAGAAGGAGUAUGCACUGAAGCAAAUUGAAGGAACUGGAAUAUCGAUGUCUGCUUGCAGGGAAAUUGCUCUGCUACGAGAGCUGAAACACCCCAACGUGAUUGCCCUGCAGAAAGUGUUCCUGUCCCACAGUGACAGAAAGGUCUGGCUCCUUUUCGACUAUGCCGAGCAUGAUCUCUGGCACAUCAUCAAGUUCCACCGAGCCUCCAAGGCCAAUAAGAAGCCCAUGCAGCUGCCGAGAGGGAUGGUCAAGUCUCUCCUAUAUCAGAUUCUGGACGGGAUCCAUUACCUUCAUGCCAACUGGGUGCUUCACAGGGAUCUGAAACCCGCCAACAUUCUGGUAAUGGGGGAGGGCCCAGAACGAGGACGAGUGAAAAUCGCUGACAUGGGCUUCGCCAGACUCUUCAACUCUCCUCUCAAACCCCUGGCGGACCUUGACCCCGUCGUGGUGACGUUCUGGUAUAGGGCCCCUGAGCUGCUGCUAGGGGCCCGACAUUACACCAAAGCAAUCGACAUUUGGGCGAUUGGCUGCAUCUUUGCGGAGCUGCUGACGUCCGAGCCCAUCUUCCACUGUCGCCAGGAGGACAUUAAGACCAGUAACCCCUUCCACCACGACCAGCUGGACAGGAUAUUCAGUGUCAUGGGCUUCCCAGCAGAUAAAGAUUGGGAGGACAUCAGGAAGAUGCCCGAGUACCCCACCCUUCAGAAAGACUUCAGGAGAACGACGUAUGCAAAUAGCAGCCUCAUCAAAUACAUGGAGAAGCAUAAAGUCAAACCUGACAGCAAGGUUUUCCUGUUGCUCCAGAAACUCCUCACAAUGGACCCCACCAAAAGGAUUACUUCUGAACAGGCACUGCAGGACCCCUAUUUCCUGGAGGACCCCUUACCAACCUCAGAUGUAUUUGCCGGAUGUCAGAUACCUUACCCGAAACGAGAGUUUCUGAACGAAGAUGAGCCGGAAGAAAAAACAGAGAAGAACCAGGCCCAACAGCACCAGCAGACAACAGCCCAGGCCCAGGCCCAGCAGCAGAGCGGCACCCAGCAAGCCUCCACCCAACAGACCUCUGCCCAGACCAACGGUAACACAGGUGCUACGGGAGCCAACAAAGGUGGAGGCCUCCAGCACGGCCAGGACCAGGGGCCUCCAAACAAGAAACCUCGGAUCGGGCCCUCUGGGGCCUCCUCCGGCACUGGGGUCCACCAGUCCGAGUACCAGCACUCCAGCUCCCGCCUUGGAUACCAAAGCAACGUCCAAGGUUCCACUCAGUCCCAGGGAUACUCGUCGUCAUCCCAGCAGAGCUCACAGUACUCCCACCAAUCACACCGCUACUGAGGCUCCGAGAACUGCUCUCCAAAUCAACAGCAGGGGCCUCUCCCAAACUUAACCCUCGACCUCAAACAAACCUUAGCAUAACCUCUCAUCUCCCUCAUCCUGAUCAGACCUCAUCAUGUCAGAUCAUUCCAACAACGCAACAGUCACUUCUCUCCUCCUUCAUGCCAGCCUUACUACACAGAGUGACCCUGGCCUCACUUCCACCCAAUGCCCUCACACUUACCGGAGGGCACUGCAAAAUGAAGGCAAAACUCAACAUAGGAACCAAAAACAAUCCCUGCCUCCUAAGGGCAUAGGACAAGAUUUUCUAUUAUUAUCAAGUGACGAAAUCUGUUGAUACUAGAUUAUAAGACGGAAACACAUCAGGUGCAACUUUGACUACACACGCCUACUACACAAAGACUACGAAUCACAGCACUUACAAAAAACAUGUUCUUCAAGAGGAAGAAUUGCAGCUCUGUUCAUAUAUAAAUAUAUAUAAAUACUAUAUAGUACCUUUUUCUAUUCAUUUAACAAGACACUUUUUUUUGCUUGUUUGCGAAGUGGAGUUUAAGUUUACUUUGAUCGUUGAUGUUUUUGUAAAUGUUGUUCGAUAUUGACAAAGGAAAAUAGCCCUUUGCUGUCAUCACUUACCUUCACUGUACAUUUAUUUACCCUGGAUAUCUAUUAUAUACAGAUAGCAAUCAAAGCAAAAGAAAGAAAAUGAGCCAACACUUUCCUGAUGAUAAAACAAGACAGAAUCUUCUAUUCUCCCGUUGGCUUGGAAUCACAUUUGUAUAAGAGAAAGUCAGCUCUUUAGCUGAUGUCAUUGCAGGGAACUAUGAAAUACACCAUUUAUUUUAAUCUUGUUAUAUUAAUAUUUAGGGUUUUCUACUUUUAGGCCUUUUGUUUGUCUAGAUUUGUAGUCUAAAAGUCUGCAUUGGAAGGAAAUGUUUCUGCAGCAAGUUAUGUAAUCUUUAAUUGUCUCCAACAACUCUAGGUACUGCAUGUCGUCAGACAGGUUACAACUACCAAGCUACUUUUUACCAUGGGUCGUAUCCAUCAAAGAAACAUUUGUUGGUGAAUCUGAACGAUCUCAUUUCAAGCUGGAAGUGUUUAAGUGUGUUGAGGUGCCUCUUUGUGGACACCUUUGCUUGACGGAUUUUACCAUGGACCCAAAGGUCACCGAAGGUCACUGAAGGUGUGCGUUGUCAUCAUACUGGGAAGCCAAAAGUGUGUAUGUUCCAGAGACUGUUACUGCCUGAUAGUUUUUUGUUGUUGUUAAUGUAAUGUUCUACAUUUUUAUUUCUCAUUAUUGCCCUUUACAGUUUCAGUUUGUAUUUUCUCUUAUUCAGUCGAAGGACUGCACUGCUGAACGGAUCUGCAAAGAGCUGGAACAAAUAUGGGGUGAAUUAUUAUGCUCCGUCCUCUUCAACUCCACAACGCUGGUUGCGCACUGAGUAUAAACCAAGGCAGAGAA
This is a messenger RNA of Salvelinus namaycush (lake trout), 3056 nucleotides long. RefSeq names its product cyclin-dependent kinase 19. The transcript has 13 exons. The record is from RefSeq and is a predicted model, not a curated record. Lineage: Eukaryota; Metazoa; Chordata; Actinopteri; Salmoniformes; Salmonidae. Bases 131 to 1597 code for a protein of 488 amino acids. Gene Ontology annotation, cellular component: nucleus; mediator complex; cytosol. Gene Ontology annotation, molecular function: cyclin-dependent protein serine/threonine kinase activity; ATP binding; RNA polymerase II CTD heptapeptide repeat kinase activity. Gene Ontology annotation, biological process: protein phosphorylation.